Parnassius apollo (apollo) is the source of this 930-nucleotide messenger RNA. NCBI's taxonomy places the organism in Eukaryota, Metazoa, Arthropoda, Insecta, Lepidoptera, Papilionidae. The record is from the annotation of a GenBank genome assembly.
AUGCGUUGGAGAAAAAAAAAUGUUUCUAUAUUCAAACCAAAGAAAGAUGAAUGCGAGUUAUGUACUGCUUAUAAAUCUGGAAACUUACAACAAAGUGAUUAUGAUCAUCAUGUUGCAAAAAAAGAGGAAGCGAGAGAUGAAAAGGUCAAGGAUAAAGAGACUGAGAAACAUGUCUUUGCAAUGGACCAACAAGCGAUUUUACUUUGCCCCAAGUCUAAUGUAUCCAGUCUUUACUACAAAAUGAAAUUAAAGGUGCAUAACUUUUGUAUGUACAACUUAAAGACCAAAGAGGCUUACUGCUUCCUAUGGAAUGAGACAGAAGGCGGUGUGAAUGCUGAGGAGUUUGCAUCAAUUGUUGCAAAGCUUUUAAAUACAGAAGUUUGUCCCUUUUUACAAGAUGAUGACAGGAGAAUAAUUAUUUACAGUGAUGGAUGUACUUCACAAAAUAGAAAUAGCGUGAUGGCUAAUGCUUUAUUGAAUGUAGCUAUGUUAAACAAUGUAGUGAUUGAACAAAAAUUUUUGGAAAAAGGGCAUACUCAAAUGGAAGUAGACAGUAUACACGCUUGUAUUGAAAGAAAAAUGAAGGCUAAAGUAAUAAACCCUCCUGCAGAGUAUCUUGGUGUAUGUAAAGAAGCAAGAGUGAACCCAAAGCCCUAUAACGUGCAUUAUUUGACACACGAAUACUUUAACUCAUACAGUGACUUGGCAUUUUUCAAAUCCAUUCGACCUGGGAGGAAGCCCAGAGAUCCAGUCGUAACAGAUAUUAAAGCACUAAAAUAUACUUCGAGUGAAGACAUAUUUUACAAAAUAAAAUUUUCAGAGCCUUGGUCAACUUUGCCACAACGCAAAAACCCUGCUGUGGUCCCAAAAGAAUUAAGUGCCUUACCAAAACUCUACAAUGAAAGGCUAAAAAUAAAAAAGAAAGUAUGA